Messenger RNA from Periconia digitata, 2005 nucleotides. The record is from the annotation of a GenBank genome assembly. Lineage: Eukaryota; Fungi; Ascomycota; Dothideomycetes; Pleosporales; Periconiaceae.
GCUAUGCAUGUCUUGAAAGAUGGUAAAAAAGAGAAUGGGAAGCGAAAAAAUCGAGCAAUUUGGACGUGAGGAAUCUCCGGGUAAUGAAAAUGACCGUACGGAGAAGCAGGAUCUAUCUGGCAAUACUAUGAACGAGAAAACAUCGACAGAACAGGCGAGGACAACCCAAAAUAUAGAAGAUGACGAAAAUGAAUCGUUCGAACAAGUACAAGUCGAAAAAAAGGGCACACAUAAUAAUCCUCAAGUGGAAUCGAAUGACAUCGUUCCAGGAUGUGUAUAUCCUGAAGUACCCGAUCCUUGCGACCCAGCUCGCAUUUUAACAUCCAAGGACCUCCGCAACCAACGUCUGAUAUUCUGGGUGUUUAUUGCCAGCCUUAAUAUUGGUAUGGCCAUGAUCGCUCUGUUCUCGAAGCAGGGUAUUGUGGUUUUCGUCUUCAUUCUCUUCAUAAAGAGUAAAGACUUCAUCUCUUGUAUCAUCUCAGGCCUGGGACGGUUGACCGAAUCUAUCUAUUGUAUAUUCAAACCGUUAACUCCAACCCCUCGACAAUGGAUUUUGACGCUAAUACCCGCAUAUUCGGAAAGCGAAGAGCAAAUUGUGAAGACCAUAUAUUCUCUCCGCGACAACGAAGUUGGACAGCACCGUCAGGUGAUGGUGGUUCUGCUGGAUGGAAAGCCUCGCGACGUACGCCGCCACAUGACGAGGAUUAUUCGUGAUUUUGAACGGCCUUACAUAACACUCAAGUUCAAGCGGGGCUCACUGAAGAUAACAGCGGGUUUUGCUCAAGAUGUGCCUGUUAUAGUCAUUGAAAAGGUUAAGAACAGUGGCAAAAAAGACUCACUUGUAUUGUGUCACGACUUAUUCAACGUCCCCAGGGAAAAUGUGCCGCUCUAUACCAAGCUCUUGAGAGAAGAGAUUUGGAAUGAUAUCCUACCGGUAUUGACGGAAGGUGAAAACUUCGAAAAAUUCGACAUGGUAUUUUGUACAGACGCAGACUCGACCAUAUACAAAGGUGCCGUUGCCAAUCUAGCUGAUGCACUGGUGCGAGAUAAGAACGCCAUCGCUGCUUGUGGCCUGGUGUUGGUGGAAUUGGAACCAGGUUUCGAGUGGUCUUUUUGGAAUUUAUACCAGCAGUUUCAAUACAGUUAUGGAAAAUAUGUGCGCCGACAAGCUGAGAGUUACAUUGGUAAAGUCACAUGUCUACCCGGAUGCAUUACUAUGAUAGCAGUAAGGGACGAGAUGGCGGGGGCGAUCCGCAAGUACGCGGAGCCUAUCACCAAAUACCCGGUGGUUUUUCAUCAGGUCCAGUAUCUCGGUACAGAUAGGCGACUUACCUACUCCAUGCUUUCUCAAAACUCAAAACUACAUACACUGUUUGUCUCUAACGCGAUCAGCGAGACCAUCGCACCCCAAUCUUUACAGCAUUAUCUAUCCCAAAGACGCCGCUGGGGAUCUAAUGCAUAUUUUAAUAACUAUUUCUACUUCAUGGGCGAGAAGAUGAUCUUGAUCUCCCGCAUUUCAGCCUUGAUAGACAUAGCCAGACUCUCUAUGGUGUACUAUCGAGUUCUAAACACCGCCUUAUUUCUCAAGGGACUGACUGAAAACGUUUCCAUCCUGUCACUUAUGCCGUUAAUGAUCGUCGCAUAUUUGCCUACCGUUUGGUACUUGAUGACCAUUUUCACUUUGGAGAAAGAGUUGCAAAAGAGAGCACACAAACUCAUGAUCGGCCUCUGUAUCAAUAAAAUCAUCAGCUAUUUCAUCACAGUCAUGAUUUUCACGAAAGUGGCCAAAAACCUGGGCAGUCAAGUUUGGGGUAUGUCGGGUGUCACGGCAACAUCGGCUACAGCGCCUGUAGCGGCUACAUCGGAGGUGAGAUCGGAUGUAACAUCGGGUGUAACGGCCCAGACGACAGCAACUCUGAAUCAGCCGCACGGGGCGGAGGAAGGCCGGGAAGUGCCCUGGUCAAGCGAUCGUGAUGAUCCGAAUCACGAGUUCAGUGUGUUCUAG